This is a messenger RNA of Podospora pseudopauciseta, 2181 nucleotides long. RefSeq lists its product as uncharacterized. Gene Ontology annotation, molecular function: protein binding. The record is from RefSeq and is a predicted model, not a curated record. The transcript has 3 exons. Lineage: Eukaryota; Fungi; Ascomycota; Sordariomycetes; Sordariales; Podosporaceae. Bases 1 to 2181 code for a protein of 726 amino acids.
AUGGCAGUUGUACUUCCCUCACCACCCGCCACCGCCAGCCCUGGGCUCGACGGCGUGGUCACCAAACCAGACACCACCACGAGAGCACCGAGAGUCAAGCCAACGAAAGAGGAUCUCCUCAAGACGCACGCCGUCCACGUCCAGAAACAGGCCAACUCGCCCGAGAACGCGCCGAGACCCGUCAAGCAGCCCAACUUGGCGCUUGCCUAUCCUGCUUCGACAAAGUCGAUUCGCGAAGUUGAUAUUAUCCCUCUAUCACAACUCGAGGUCAACUCACACCACCGAGGUUCAGGCCUCAUUCUCAAAGUCAUCAGCCCACCAUUCCUUGGGGCGGGAGCAGUGAGCAUAGUCGAGGAUGAGUUCGGUAAUGUGGACAAGAUCUCCAUCUACAACCAGAAUGACUCGUCUAUCCUUUCUGGUGUACCAGAAGGGUGCAUCAUUGGUGUGAAGGAGCCCUACUACACCAUCAACGGGAAGAAUGCGGAUGGGAGCGAGGAUUACAUGAUCUGUGUCGACCACCCAUCAGAUGUGACGCUGAUUAGGUUCACCGACCCCAUCAUUCCUGAGCCAUUGAGAUUGGGACCAUUGCUCAAGACGGCGGAGGACUGGAAGAAGGCGGGCGAUACGGCGUUUUUGGAGAAGGACUUCCCAACGGCGGUGUUCUGCUACACCGAAGCUCUGGAUUGUGCCGAGGAUGAAGGAUUCAAGCCAUCAAUCUACACCAAGCGCGCCGGGACAAGUCUAAUUCUCGGCCGCUAUGAUUCCGCGAAGGAGGAUGCUCUCGCCUCUCGAACGGGCACCAGCACGGACUGGAAAGCAUACUACACUGCUGGGAGAGCAUGCUAUGGGCUUUGCAACUACUCGGAAUCGAAGGAAUAUCUUUCCAAGGCUCUCGAGCUCAACCCAACCAACCCAGCCAUCAAGAAGGAGUACGAGCGGUGUCUCGCCAGGCUGCACGAGGAGGAGACUGGCGACUACGACUUUGAAGCCAUCUACAAGUCCCUGAGCCCAAAGAACGUUCACCUGGAUUUGGGGUCUUUCACCCGUAACACAGAGGUAAAGGCAAGCCCGCUCCACGGAAGAGGAUUGUUCGCCACCAAGGAUCUCGCACCCGGGGAUCUUGUCUUUGCAGAAAAGGCCACCCUGAUGCCCAACCAGUACGAGCCGAUGAGGGCGUCGGCUGCGCUGUAUGCCUUGACCGUCCGUCAACUGCUAGACAACCCAUCACUGUGCAAGUCAGUACUCCAGCUCUACCCCGGCGAGAUGACCUACGAGCGAAACCCGCUCGAAGGCACCCUCGUAGAUGGUGUUCCAGUCCUAGACGUCUUCGUCAUCGAAGGCCUCCGCAACAAGAACUGCUUCUCCGUGCCCCUGUCAACACUCGAAGACACCAGGCCAACCGCCCAAGAAGGUCGCCAAGCAAAAGGUCUCUGGGUCCACGCCAGCAACCUCAACCACGCCUGCGUCCCCAACACCCUCCGAUCGUUCCUCGGCGACAUGCUGAUCUCCCGUGCGACUCGACACAUCAAGGCAGGCGAGGAAAUCUUCCAGCAAUAUGUUCCCGUCAAAUCCCUCCCUGAUGUCCGCAACGGGGUGUACAAAGACGGAUGGGGUUUCGAGUGCUCGUGCACCCUGUGCGUCGCCGAGCUCAAGCAAUCGUCGGAGGCUAGUCGAGAGAAGAGGAAGGAUUUGCUCGCGCAGGUGGAGAAGAUCUUGAACAAGAAGACGCCGAGGGCAAAGACGAUUAUUCCCGACGCGACAAUUCGAUCGGUGGAUAAGCUGAUGAAGCAGUUGGAGGAGGCGCACGAGCCGGAGAUUUACGGGCGAUUGCCGAGACUGACGUUGAUUUACGGGAGCAAUUGGUUGGUUGGGGCGUAUAGGGGGAAGAAGAACUACUCUAAGACGAUUAGACAUGCGGUGAAGGUGUUGAGGAACUUUGGGUUUGAGAUGCCGCAGGGGGCGGAGAGCCAGGACAAGGUGUGGGACCCGAGGCAGAUGUUCUUUUCGGAGGAGUGGCAUUCGUUGAUGACGAUUCAUGUGGUGGUUGCCUUGAGGAGGUUGGCGGAGGCGUACAAUGGGUUGGGGAAAAAGGAGAUGGCUGAGAGGAGUGUGGAGGCGGCCGAGUUUGGCUAUAUGCUCGUUACUGGGUUCAAGAAUGACCUGAGCAAUUUGGAUAGGUAG